Dicrocoelium dendriticum is the source of this 340-nucleotide messenger RNA. NCBI's taxonomy places the organism in Eukaryota, Metazoa, Platyhelminthes, Trematoda, Plagiorchiida, Dicrocoeliidae. The record is from the annotation of a GenBank genome assembly.
AUGACUAUUUACUUGGACUACAAUUCAACUACCCCACUUGCCCCUGAAGUGCUGCAGAAGAUGAAUGCGGUAGCGGAGCAUUUCUGGUUGAAUCCCAGUUGUUCUUACGGUCAAGAUGCUAGGAAAACCAUCGAAACCGCUCGGCAAUCGAUUGCUGACCUAUUUGGAGUUAAUGCUAAAGAGUUGAUUUUCACUUCCGGUGGUACAGAAAGCAAUUUUGCUGUAUUGAAUACAUUUUCCAAACCAUUUUGGAAUGAGAAACCUCUUGUUAUCUCAACAAACAUUGAGCACCCAUCUAUUCUCUCUCCGCUGCGGAGACUGAGCACGCUUGGUUUAGUCG